This is a messenger RNA of Neodiprion virginianus, 2389 nucleotides long. RefSeq names its product nose resistant to fluoxetine protein 6-like. Bases 45 to 2126 code for a protein of 693 amino acids. Lineage: Eukaryota; Metazoa; Arthropoda; Insecta; Hymenoptera; Diprionidae. The transcript is spliced from 10 exons. The record is from RefSeq and is a predicted model, not a curated record. Gene Ontology annotation, molecular function: acyltransferase activity, transferring groups other than amino-acyl groups.
CGUACCGAUCAGUCUUCCUGAAAACAACUAACUGUGAAGGUGAAAUGUUUUCUCAUCUUAACUUACUCCUGGCGGUGCUGUUCGUCACUUCGAUACAAAGUUCGGGCUUUGCAUCUAUGGAUCAUGGUACGGACAAAAGUAGGGUAUGGGUUAAAAGGAUUGUUACCUCUUCACGACGGCCAUGGAUAGAAGGUUUCAAAUCAGUUGUCCAAACCUCUGAGUCUUCCUGUGCGGAUGAAGUCGCGGUGUUGAUAAAAGCCAUCGAAUCCGGCCAAGAAUGGGCUUUGCAAAUGCUGGAUGCCUCGUCGAGUUUUCAGUCGGGACUUAUGAGAGGAAACUUUAGAGAUGUCGGAAUGUACGACGAGUGUGUCGAAGUCAAUGAGCGAUACAACAACUUCAGUAUCCGGGGUAAGCACUGCACGGUUUCGCUCGGUUCGAUGUCUCCCACGUCACCUGCGGUUGAUGGUAUGGAUUAUCUUCGUAUUUUCUCAUCGCUUUGUGUUCCAUCGGCGUGCAAUGAGACUCAUGUUGAGCAGAUAAUUAAUGCCACAAUCAUGAACACACCGGCUAUCAGCGAUCUAGAAUUUGAAGUUAGUAAAGCGUCCUGUGCGCAAGUGGGAUCUGAUGAUUUGAAUGCUGGAGAAAUUUACACGAUAAUUUUUUUCUCGGCUGUUGUCGUGUUUAUGAUUGCUUGUACCAUCUGUGACAUUGCGAGAAGACUUAGGCCGACAGAAGCAUCUAGUUCAUUGGAUUCUUUGGCGAAAUUCUCCCUCUAUACCAAUGCACUCGCUGUGUUAAGCACGAAAGUGAAACCUGAUACGCUGAGAUCGGUCCAAGGUCUCAGAGUUCUAAGUAUGUGCUGGGUUAUACUGGGUCAUGGAUUCCUCACUUUAUUCAUCAGGCUGGUUGUCAAUACGUUCGAAAUCGACGAUUGGUUGAAUUCAUGGACAUCUUUGUACAUUGAGGCGGCGCCAUUUGCUGUCGACACCUUCUUUCUAGUGAGCGGAUUUUUCACAGCUUACUUGCUUCUUAAAGCAAUGAAAUCGGGAAGGCGAAUUAAUUGGCCAAUGCUCUACCUUCGUCGUUACAUCAGACUCACGACAUCCUUAGCGGUCGUUAUGUUGUUCGUUUCGUUACUUGCACAUCGCGUUGCCAACGGCCCUCUAUGGAACACUUUGCUUAAUACAGGCAUACAAACUUGCCAAGAAAAUUGGUGGGUCAAUUUAUUGUACCUUCAAAACUUGGUGAAUGUGGAACGAUCGUGUUUACUGCACACCUGGUAUUUGGCUGCCGACAUGCAACUCUUUUGGAUAUCUCCAAUUAUUGUAUAUCCACUUCAUCGCUGGCCAAAAUAUGGAAUCCGAAUACUUGGUUUCUUCCUUCUUGCCUCGAUUGUCACACCACCCGUUGUUCUAGCUCUCAACGGUUACUCUAAUAGAAUAUGCACCAUGCGCGUGGAUCUGGGAAAAGCGGUCGUGAAUGACUUUUACAAGUUCUACAUGCCGACUUACAACCGAGCCGGCGCCUACUUCGUAGGAAUGCUCUUGGGUUACGACGUAGUGAAUAAGAAGAGGCAGUUAACGAAGGUGAACGUAUCGAUCAACUGGCUUAUAACCUUUGUUCUUCUCCUAUUUUGCGCGUGCGCUACUCAUCUUAACUACAGUGAUAAUUUUGCAUAUAACCGCGUAUUGGAAGCUGUAUUCGCCCUCACGUUACGUCCAUGCUGGUCGAUUGCCAUGGCUUGGGUCAUUUAUGCAUGUAUUCACGGAUAUGGAGGUUUCGUUAACAGAUUUUUGUCAUUGCCGCUCUUCUUGCCUCUGAGUCGGUUGUCAUAUUCCACAUAUUUGCUGCAUUUUUUGAUUCAAUCUGGAAGGAAUGCUGUCGCACGGACUCCAGUGGCGUUUUCAAAUUCUUUAAUUUUUUAUGAGUAUUUUGCUGAUUUGGCGCUUUCACUCAUCGUGGGUUUUAUCUUCACCUUAUUCUUCGAAUCUCCGAUGGUUGUGCUAGAAAAAAUGUUCGUUAAAACCAAAUCAGAGUCUAACCGAGUUACCCUGGUACAAGGUACGAACAAGGAACUGCAGGUCAAGGAACCAGGAAUUGUAAAAGAAUCAACAAAGGAGGACUGAUGUGCCGUUGUCUGUCUAGUGUUAUAUUUUUGGAAACAUUAUUUUGACAAUUGUUAGUAUUAAACAAUAGUUCUACACACCCUAGUUGUAGUUCUAUCCAAUUUCAAUUUUUCCGUGUUCAAAAAGUGUUAUGACAUAUAAGUAUCUGUAUCUGUACAUGAAUACGCGAGUAUGGAUUAUUUGUACUAAUAAGAAUUAUCCAUUAACUUGAAAUUUACGCAUCGAGCCGAUCGUGGUUAUAGUGAGCCUUUACGGACCGCGUC